AGGGGAAGAGAACUACAAGUCCCGGCAGGCAGCGCGCACAGUAGGGUGGUUCCCUCUUCCACUGCCUUUCCUUGCCCGGACUGCUUUCACGAAGAUGGGCUAGGCUGUCCUUCCUAGUGCGCCGUCCCCUCUGUGGGCCUCCCUGUGAAGCACACGUCGAAGAAGGGCGUUUAGUUCUCCGGAGCGGCCCCAGUUUAACAGCGAGCAGGAUGAGGAUUGAGCGACUACAAGGCCCAGCAGCCACCGCGCGUAAACAGUAUCGCAGGCAAGACGAACUACAAGGCCCAGCAGCCACCGCCCUCGAACAAGAGGAGGAGGCAGAACGAACUACAAAGUCCAGCAAGCCUCGUACACAGACAAGCAGUUGCAGGUGGGGCGGACUACAAGGCCCGGCAGCCACCGUGCGCGUACAAGAGAAGGAGGCAGAACAAACUACAGGGCCCAGCAGCCAGCGCGCACAAACAGCAGCGAUAGGUGAAGCGGACUACGAGGCCCAGCAGCUGCAGGCAGGGCGGACUACAAGGCCCAGCAGACCCCGCGCACAAACAGUAGUAGCAAGAGGGGGCGGACUACAAAGCCCGGCAGGCCCCGCGCGCUGGCAGAAAGAGGAAGGACUGCCUAAGGGACCCGGCAGGCAGGGCGCUGCUGGCGGCGCGAUGGCGCACGAUGAGAGCGAGGCGGCGGCUGCCCGCUCCCCGGCCCCCGGGCCGCCGGCCCCGCUGUCCUUCGGCUUCAGCCGCACGGCCGGCCGGAAGCGGCUGGCGGAAGGCCGCGAGGGGCAGCCGGAGGAGGAGAAGGAUUUCGUGCGGGCCGUGGAGGGGCGGGAGCUGCGCAGCGUGCGGCCGCCCGAGGAGGCGCCCCGGGAGCUGGUGAUCCCCCUGCUGCGGCGGGGCCACGGCCGCGGGGCGGCCCCGGGCCAGGCCGCGCUCCCCGAGGACGGCGUGCUGCGCCAGGCCGUGGAGGAGCUGAUCGAGGAGUCCAAGCGGGCCCUGCAGCCGGGCCCAGGCGCCGAGGCCGCAGCCUCGGCCGUGGCCAUCCCACUCCUGGCCCGGGCGGGCGACGCGGCCGAGGCCCCCGAGUCGGUGGGCGCGGACUAUGAGGCGGUGCCGGUGGAGGCCUACGGGCUGGCCAUGCUGCGGGGCAUGGGCUGGCGGCCGGGGGAGGGCAUCGGGCGCACCUUCAAGCAGGUGGUGAAGCCCCGCGAGAACCCCCUGCGCCCCAAGGGGCUUGGGCUGGGGGCCAGCCUGGCCCCGCCCGCGGGCCCCCCGGGGCCCAGCCAGCCGGGCGGCCGCGAGGCCGAGGAGCCCGUGGGCCUGGCCCCCGGGAGGGCCGUGCAGGUGCUGGCUGGUCCCCACCGCGGCCGCUACGGCAAGGUGCAGGGGCUGGACCCGGACAAUGCCAGGGCCGUGGUGAAGCUGGCCCCGGCCGGCCCCAUCGCCACCCUGAGCGAGCACGUGCUCAGGCCGGUCCCUGCCCAGGAGUACGAGAGGCAGGCCCGGGCCCCCGGCUACCCCGAGCCGGGACGCAGAGGGGCCCCCGAAAAGAAGCGCAGGAAGCAGUCCCCCGCGGAGGAGAGGCGGGCCCCCCACUGGCUGCGCAGAGACCUCCGGGUGCGCUUCGUGGACAGACGGCACCGCGAGGGCCGCUACUACAACACCAAGAUGACCAUCGAGGAUGUCCUGAGCCCGGACACGUGCGUGUGCAGGACGGACGAGGGCCGGCUCCUGGAGGGCCUCCGAGAGGACAUGCUGGAGACUCUGAUCCCCAAGGAGGAGAAGGCCAGGGUCAUGGUGGUGCUGGGGCCGCACAGGGGCCAGGUGGGCCGGCUCCUCGGCCGCGACAAGGAGAAGAGCCGGGCCCUGGUGCAGCUGCUGCAGGAGGAGGCUGAGGGCACCGUCCUGCAGCUGGACUACGAUGCUGUGUGCCAGUACGUUGGGCCCGCGGCCGAGGACUAAGGGCCCUUCCGUCUCCUGACCCCGUGUCUGCAGAACGUGAUGCAGGCCAAGCCUGGGCAGGGGAGCCUGUGUCUCACUGUGCCUUCCGGACGUCUU
Messenger RNA from Phascolarctos cinereus (koala), 2051 nucleotides. It is a transcript of the gene GPKOW, whose product is annotated as G-patch domain and KOW motifs. Gene Ontology annotation, molecular function: nucleic acid binding. The record is from RefSeq and is a predicted model, not a curated record. Gene Ontology annotation, cellular component: spliceosomal complex. Lineage: Eukaryota; Metazoa; Chordata; Mammalia; Diprotodontia; Phascolarctidae. Gene Ontology annotation, biological process: mRNA splicing, via spliceosome.